This is a messenger RNA of Centrocercus urophasianus (Greater sage-grouse), 2593 nucleotides long. RefSeq names its product heat shock protein family A (Hsp70) member 4 (gene HSPA4). Gene Ontology annotation, biological process: protein folding. Bases 16 to 2538 code for a protein of 840 amino acids. Gene Ontology annotation, molecular function: ATP-dependent protein folding chaperone; ATP binding. The transcript has 19 exons. Lineage: Eukaryota; Metazoa; Chordata; Aves; Galliformes; Phasianidae. The record is from RefSeq and is a predicted model, not a curated record. Gene Ontology annotation, cellular component: cytosol; nucleus.
UCGCCCGGCCGCGCCAUGUCGGUGGUGGGCAUCGACCUGGGCUUCCAGAGCUGCUACGUGGCCGUGGCCCGCGCCGGCGGCAUCGAGACCAUCGCCAACGAGUACAGCGACCGCAGCACGCCGUCAUGCAUAGCCUUUGGACCCAAGAACCGCUCUAUUGGUGCUGCAGCUAAAAGCCAGGUUAUUUCAAAUGCAAAGAAUACAGUACAAAGUUUUAAAAGAUUUCAUGGUCGUGCAUUCUCAGAUCCCUUUGUUCAAGCUGAAAAAGCAAGCCUUGCCUAUGAACUUGUCCAGCUGCCAACAGGCUCAACUGGCAUCAAGGUUAUGUAUAUGGAAGAAGAAAGAAACUUUACUAUUGAACAGAUGACUGGAAUGCUUCUUACCAAAUUAAAAGAGACCGCUGAGAAUGCGCUUAAGAAGCCUGUAGUUGAUUGCGUUGUUUCUGUUCCCUGUUUCUACACAGAUGCAGAGAGGAGAUCUGUGAUGGAUGCCACACAAAUUGCUGGUCUCAACUGUCUGAGACUAAUAAACGAAUCAACAGCAGUUGCCCUUGCAUAUGGAAUCUAUAAGCAAGACCUGCCUGCCCUAGAAGAGAAGCCACGGAACGUUGUUUUUGUGGAUAUGGGGCAUUCUGCGUAUCAGGUUUCUAUUUGCGCGUUCAAUAAAGGAAAACUGAAAGUUCUUGCCACAGCGUUCGACACAACGCUCGGAGGCAGGAAAUUUGAUGAAAUGUUGGUGGAAUACUUCUGUGAAGAGUUUGGAAAGAAAUACAAACUAGACAUAAAGUCAAAGAUCCGUGCAUUGCUGAGGCUGUAUCAGGAAUGUGAAAAACUGAAAAAACUGAUGAGUGCCAAUGCCUCUGAUCUCCCAAUGAACAUUGAAUGUUUCAUGAAUGACAUAGAUGUUUCUGGAACAAUGAACAGAAGUAAAUUUCUAGAGAUGUGUGAUGGACUUCUUGCAAGAGUAGAAGCCCCCCUUCGCAGCGUGCUGGAGCAAGCCAAGUUAAAGAAGGAGGAUAUUUAUGCAGUAGAAAUAGUUGGUGGCACAACAAGAAUCCCUGCUGUUAAAGAGAAGAUCAGUAAAUUUUUUGGCAAAGAAGUCAGUACGACUCUGAAUGCAGAUGAGGCUGUUGCACGAGGUUGUGCACUGCAGUGUGCUAUUUUAUCACCGGCGUUCAAAGUGAGAGAGUUCUCUAUCACAGACCUGAUCCCGUAUCCUAUUUCUUUGCGGUGGAAUUCGCCAGCGGAAGAAGGGUUAAGUGACUGCGAGGUCUUCCCCAAGAACCACGCUGCUCCGUUUUCUAAGGUCCUCACGUUCUACAGAAAGGAGCCGUUCACUCUGGAGGCAUACUACAGUUCUCCCAAGGAGCUGCCUUACCCAGAUCCUGCUAUUGCUCACUUCUUGGUUCAGAAGGUCACUCCUCAAACAGACGGAUCCAGUUCGAAAGUGAAGGUCAAAGUUAGAGUAAAUAUCCACGGCAUCUUCAGUGUUUCAAGCGCAUCGUUGGUGGAGGUUCAUAAGUCUGAUGACAGCGAGGAGCCCAUGGAAACAGAUCAGCAUGCAAAAGAGGAAGAGAAGAUGCAAGUAGACCAGGAGGAGCAGCAAAAGACUGAAGAACAGCAGCAGGUCCAAGCUGAAAAUAAGGCAGAGUCUGAAGAAAUGGAGACUUCUCAAGGUGACUCUAAGGACAAGAAAGUGGAUCAGCCACCUCAAGCCAAGAAGGCUAAAGUAAAGACUACUACAGUGGACCUUCCCAUUGAGAACCAGUUGGUGUGGCAGAUAGGGAAGGAUAUGCUCAACUUGUUCAUUGAGAAUGAGGGUAAAAUGAUAAUGCAGGAUAAGCUAGAGAAGGAGAGGAACGAUGCUAAGAAUGCAGUAGAAGAAUAUGUGUAUGAUAUGAGAGACAAACUCUGCAGUAUUUAUGAGAAAUUUGUUAGUGAAGACGAUCGAAACGGCUUCACGCUGAAGCUGGAAGAUACAGAAAACUGGCUUUAUGAAGAUGGGGAAGAUCAGCCCAAGCAAAUUUACAUUGAUAAAUUAACAGAGCUAAAGGCCUUGGGUCAACCUAUACAGGCGAGAUUUCAAGAAUCAGAGGAAAGGCCAAAAGCAUUUGAGGAUUUAGGGAAGCAAAUCCAACAGUACAUGAAAACUGUUCAUGCCUUCAAAGCAAAGGAUGAGCAGUAUGACCAUCUGGAUGAAGCAGAUGUGGCGAAAGUGGAGAAAAGUGCAAAUGAAGCAAUGGAAUGGAUGAAUAACAAACUCAAUCUUCAGAACAAGAGAAGUCUUACUUUGGACCCAGUUAUAAAAGCUAAAGACAUACAAGCUAAAACUAAAGAGUUGACAAGUAUUUGCAAUCCUAUAGUUACAAAACCCAAACCCAAAGUUGAACUCCCAAAGGAGGAGCAGAAACCAGCCGAACCGAACGGACCAGUAGAAGGGCAGGGAGAUGGCAGCAGUGGGGCCCAGAGUGCGGAGCCCAGCGCUGCGCCCGCCCCAACAGCUGCAGAGAAGAAGCUUCCUGAGAUGGACAUUGACUAAACGUCAGUACUUGUUUAUAUUACUGCAACCCACAAUAAAGCUUUAAGUUUGUCAA